AGGCGGCGCAGCGGGCAGUCAAUUUACUUGAAACCGUGCAACAAAUCAAAUAGCAGAGAAAGAAGAGUCUUGCACCAUUUACCACGUUUGAAAAUUAUAAAAAUUAUUUUAUUCAUUUGCAAAAAGUAAAGGGAAAAAAGUCAUGUCGAGUUUACCACUCCUUUUGAGCCUCUUAGACGAACUAGACCGAGAAGCUCCUUCAUACUAUGGGAACGAUUUUGGAUUGGGUCUCUCGCCAUAUAUGAUACACCGUCAUAGUGAACCUAGACCUCAGGCAAUCGGUUACACAUUACCGCUGAGUCUUCUUAGCCGCAUAGGUGAACGCCAAGCAGUUCGACGCGGUGAAAAGAAGGAAGGAACUUUAUCGGCAGUUGGAAAAGAUGGCUUCCAAGUUUGCAUGGAUGUGGCUCAAUUUAAGCCCAGCGAAUUGAAUGUAAAAGUGGUCGACAACUGCAUCAUCGUUGAGGGCAAGCACGAAGAGCGAGAGGACCAACACGGUUACAUACAGCGGCACUUUGUGCGCCGCUAUGUACUACCCAACGGAUAUGAUGCUGAGAAGGUCGCAUCGACCCUUUCGUCUGAUGGCGUUCUUACAGUCAGUGUACCCAAGCCUCAAAUUGAGGAAAAAUCAAAGGAACGUGUUAUUCAAAUCCAACAGACUGGUCCAGCCCAUUUAAAUAUUAAACAGAAUUCAGAAGAGAAGCCAGCCGAGACCAACGGAACCAACAAAGACGAAAAGAAAUAAAACAUUAGAAUAGCAUUAACUAUUUUUUAAGUUUUUAUUCCAAAAAUUUACAGUUAUUUUAGAGAAUAGAAUUCACCCUUUUUCAUACCUUUAAUGGUUUCUUCAUACCGAUUUUACUUAUCUCCUAAAGCAUUUGAAAUGUUCUUAAUUUUUUUUUGUUCGUUAUCAUCACAUUCUAUUUAUUUAGUCAUAAUAAUCAUAUAAUAAAAAAAUAAAACAAAUAAAAAAUCCGAGUUUUGUUGUCCGUUCUACAAUAUAGGAUGUAGGACAGGGCCGAAUUAAAGCUUAA
Stomoxys calcitrans (stable fly) is the source of this 1034-nucleotide messenger RNA. RefSeq names its product heat shock protein 23. Bases 143 to 745 code for a protein of 200 amino acids. The record is from RefSeq and is a predicted model, not a curated record. Gene Ontology annotation, biological process: protein refolding; response to heat. The transcript has a single exon. Gene Ontology annotation, molecular function: protein folding chaperone. NCBI's taxonomy places the organism in Eukaryota, Metazoa, Arthropoda, Insecta, Diptera, Muscidae.